GUCCUGUUUGUCAAUCUCAAUUAUGACGCGACGAUUUGUGGGUCAAGUUGCCGAUAAAGAAACGAACUGGACAACGAGAGGUUGUCAAUGUCUGACAGUUUGCUGUGUUGACUUGCCUUCGUAAAGGGCUGGAAACUUAAGACACAUCUGAUUGGCAUACAUUUCAUGAACACACGAAAUAGAUAAGAUCGUCCACUACUAACAGGAUUUACAAACGAAAGGCGUGCGUGACAAGUUCGAUCACUUUCGGUGUACAUUUCAUUUCACUUAUAAUCUGUCAGAGGUUGCCCGUUGAACUGAAGAAUGUGGAUUGAAACAUACGGAGUAUAAUCUGGACUACAUUUUACAGAAUGAAUUUCAUAUAUGUUGGAUUAAUGACGUCACUCCUUACAACCUUACCAGGUGCAGACGGCCUCGACUGUUUCCGGUGUGUCCGCGCAUGGACGGUCCGAGAGUGUAUGCAGAGUGACCCCAUCACGUGCGGCUGGGGUCAGAUAUGCUACACGACAAUAGAGAGAGGGGGCUUCGAGGGCAAAAAAUACACAAAGGGGUGUAUGGAUGAUAGUCACUGCUACAGUCUACAAAAUGUCAACGGCAACUGUGAACAGGAUCCGUCCUCCUGUGUUUACUGCUGUGAAGGGGAGUUGUGUAAUGCAGCUAUGACGUCACUUCCUGUUGGAAUUAUUUUAUAUAUGUUAACGUCAUCAUUAAGUGUGUACUUGUGUCGAUGACUAAUUAUUCCAACUGACCAGUUUCCGUCCAAGUCAAAAGCAUGUUAUAGACCAGUUACUAAUGUGUCCUUUACAGUUAUUUACAUAUGUUACAUACGCUGAGUUCAAGAUAAAAGGGUCUAAGUGAUCAGAAACAACGCUUCUGUAUGUAUUCGUGCUAGGGAAUACCCAGGGGUUCCCCAGGAAUGAGGAAGUGGUCCGUCAGUGAUUACGUCACUUCAAGAAUACAGUCUCGUGAAAAACGUUUACACGUCAAAUUGUAUUCGCGGUAUGGUGUAAACUUCACAUUAAAAACUAUACAAUGGAGUUCCGGCAGCCAGCUGUCACCGAAGUUUAUAUAUAUCGUAUAUAUGCCAAUAUCGUUAAUAUACAAUUUGUCCGUGUAAUGUAAAGUUAACCCUUGUACAUGCUAAUAUGACCGUAUAGGUGUUACCUUGUUGCAUGUUUGUAUGAGUUUGGGGAAAUGGUUUGUUCAAGUCUCAAAUAAAACCUUCAAGCACA
Messenger RNA from Haliotis rufescens (red abalone), 1232 nucleotides. RefSeq lists its product as uncharacterized. The coding region runs from base 351 to 731 and encodes 126 amino acids. The record is from RefSeq and is a predicted model, not a curated record. NCBI's taxonomy places the organism in Eukaryota, Metazoa, Mollusca, Gastropoda, Lepetellida, Haliotidae. The transcript has 3 exons.